AUGAUAUCGUCACAACCGCCCUUGAACAUUGUUGUAAUCGGAGGCUCUCUGGCGGGACUGAUGACCGCCGUGGCACUGAAGCAAAGCGGUCAUAAUGUGACAGUCAUUGAAAAAGAAGACAAUGAACGGAAAAGCCACAUGGCUGGCGUUUGUCUAGGACGUGAUGCUGUGGAAUAUCUCGAAAAGUACGAUCGCAUUCAGGGCAUCUUCUCCCACCAGUCGCAUCGUGUUCAGGCCCUUGUGGGCGACGACAAGCUGAAAACCUUUGUCAAUGGCCGUCGAGAAAUUACAAACUGGGAUACCAUGUACUACCGGCUUCGUUCCAACUUUGACGGCUAUGCAAGCGAUACCUACCCUACAUCCCCUUGGCCCUUCCCAGCAGAUGGUCAGGGUGUGUAUCAUGCUCAAAAGGAGGUUCUCGAUAUUCAACGUGAAAUACAACCUGACGACGACGACGGCGAGAAGAAGACGACAAUGAGCCUCACAUUGCUGGACCGCAAAUCAGGAGACAAGGCCACUAUACAAGCCGACCUAGUGAUUGGUGCAGACGGCCCGGAUUCUUUUGUGCGAAAUAAGUACCAAGGCCACGUUGAGCGGAAAUACGUUGGCUAUAUUGCUUGGAGGGGAACUGUCCCGGAGAGUGAAGUGUCGGAAGAAACCCGUCACCUCUUCAGACGCAGCGUCACUGUGUUUAUGAUGGACAAGCAGCACUGCAUCGUGUACACGAUCCCUGGCAAGAACGGAUCGCUUCAGCCCGGCGAAAGGUAUCUCAACUUUCUCUGGUACACAAACGAGACAGAGGAAUCUUUGGACGAAAUUUUAAAGGACGGCCUCGACGGCCAUCGCCAUCACAACAUUGUCCCGUCCGGUCGUGUGCGACAAGAUGUCUGGGCUGAACGAACGAGGCAAGCCAAGGCGCUGCCACUCAGCAAACCAAUGCUGGAGAUCUUUCUGAAGAUCCAGCGUCCUUUUAUUCAGGUCAUCACCGAUUUCUGCUCACACCAGGCAGCAUUUGAAGAUGGCAAGGUCCUGCUGGUUGGCGACGGACUGUCGCUGUUCCGUCCGCACACAGCCUUCAGCGGCACCCAGGCGGCGUUUCAUGCCCUUUGCACGGCUGAGUUCGUCAAUGGCAAGGCGACCCUGCAGCAGUGGGAGAGCAAGGUUCUUAGGUACUCGCGGCUGCACUACCUGCAGAGCAACUGGUAUGGCGACUUUUACCAAUAUCCCAUGUCGACGGCCCUCGUGGCUGCUGUGCGCUACUGGACCAUGUGCGGCGUCGAUCGCGUCUUGUCCUGGUACAGCGGCGAUGUUCCGCUCUUGCGCACAGGCACAUUCAAGAGUGAAGCGUACGACGACGAAUAA
This is a messenger RNA of Aspergillus affinis, 1362 nucleotides long. RefSeq lists its product as uncharacterized. The coding region runs from base 1 to 1362 and encodes 453 amino acids. Gene Ontology annotation, molecular function: FAD binding. NCBI's taxonomy places the organism in Eukaryota, Fungi, Ascomycota, Eurotiomycetes, Eurotiales, Aspergillaceae. The record is from RefSeq and is a predicted model, not a curated record. The transcript is spliced from 2 exons.